AAGCAGUACUACUGUAGCACUCGUUAGCUGCGGCUGUUUUGUUCCAGUUGUUUCGGUUGCAGCACGUUACGAUGUCCUUACGGAGCUCAGGGACAUCAUGUGCGGUUUAUGGCUGUACACACAACCGGGUCAAGCUUAACCUGUGGCUUAAGCAAGAGUGUUGUGUACACAGACCAAAAAUGAAGGCAGACUGCUCCUGUCAGCGCUGGUACAGUUUCCAUCGCCUCCCAAAGGAAGAUGAGGCUAAACGAGCAUGGUUAAAAAACCUGAACUUAAAGAAGCCUCCCAAAACGCUUUAUGUGUGCUCCUUUCAUUUUGUGGACAAAAAGCCGACGCAGGACAACCCAUACCCCACACUGUUUCUGGGUUACGAGAGGCCACCAGAGAAGAGGCGCCGAGUCACAAGGAGGGAAGACGAAAGUGUCUUAACAGGUAUCUUGGAAAAUCAAACUAAGAUGUUCAUCAUGAGAGAGCAGGUGGAUGUGAUCUGCUGUAAAUCAGUAGGAACUGAUCUGUCCAUGCUGGAUAUUGAUGAUUUCAUCACAGAAAUCUCUCAGCUGAAGAAAGAGGUGACGUCACUGAAGACAAAACUGAUGGAGAGAGAUCUCAUUUCACCCUCUGCCUGUUCUGAACAGAGAUCCAGAGACACACAGGACUCACAGCUCACUUUACUCUGUUCUACUGAUGCUCAGGAGAGUGUGUGUGACAGUAAUCAGGGUGAUCAAACCUCCACAGAGUCUCUGACUUCUGUCUGUAACGCUGGAGAACAGCAGAUGCUGCAGACACCAGUGAAGAUUGAAGUGAAGCAGGAGGAGAUAAAAGAAGAAAACACAACAGAGGAACAACAGAGAGAUGAAGAUGAUGAUGAUGAUGAACAGCAGAUGCUGCAGACAUCAGUGAAGAUUGAAGUGAAGCAGGAGGAGAUAAAAGAAGAAAACUCAACAGAGGAAGAACUGAGUAAUGAAGAUCCUCCAGGUAUUGUGGAGAAUCAAACGAAGAUGUUCAUCAUGAGAGAGCAGGUGGAUGUGAUCUGCUGUAAAUCAGUAGGAACUGAUCUGUCCAUGCUGGAUAUUGAUGAUUUCAUCACAGAAAUCUCUCAGCUGAAGAAAGAGGUGACGUCACUGAAGACAAAACUGAAGGAGAGAGAACUAUAUUCAUCCUGCACCUGUUUUGAGCGAGUUAAAGUUGAGAUUGAGCUGGAAAAGGUUUCCUGUCAGUCUUCAGUGUGUGUGACUGAUGGGACCUCCACAGAAUGUCAGGAUUCAGUGUGGAGCGGCAGAGAUCAGUCCACACCACAGCAGCUGCUGGACAAACUCUCUGAACAGAGAUCCAGAGACAAACAGGACUCAAAGCUCACUUUACUCUGUUCUACUGAUGCUCAGGAGAGUCUGUGUGACAGUAAUCAGGGUGAUCAAACCUCCACAGAGUCUCUGACUUCUGUCUGUAACGCUGGAGAACAGCAGAUGCUGCAGACACCAGUGAAGAUUGAAGUGAAGCAGGAGGAGAUAAAAGAAGAAAUCACAACAGAGGAACAACAGAGAGAUGAUGAAGAUGAUGAUGAACAGCAGAUGCUGCAGACACCAGUGAAGAUUGAAGUGAAGCAGGAGGAGAUAAAAGAAGAAAUCACAACAGAGAAACAACAGAGAGAAGAUGAUGAUAAUGAUGAUGAACAGCAGAUGCUGCAUAUACCAGUGAAGAUGUGUUCAGUGAAGCUGCUGGACUGCAGGAACCUGAUGAAGAUGAGAGUGAAGACUGAAGAAACUGCAGCAGAGGAACAAAAGAGCAAAGAUGAUUUUAUUCCUUCAGUGUGUGUGACUGAUGGGACCUCCACAGAAUGUCAGGAUUCAGUGUGGAGCGGCAGAGAUCAGUCCACACCACAGCAGCUGCUGGACAAACUCUCUGAACAGAGAUCCAGAGACACACAGGACUCACAGCUCACUUUACUCUGUUCUACUGAUGCUCAGGAGAGUGUGUGUGACAGUAAUCAGGGUGAUCAAACCUCCACAGAGUCUCUGACUUCUGUCUGUAAUGCUGGAGAACAGCAGAUGCUGCAGACACCAGUGAAAAUUGAAGUGAAGAAGGAGGAGAUAAAAAAAGAAAUCACAGCAGAGGAACAACAGAGAAAUGAAGAUGAUGAUGAGCAGCAGAUGCUGCAGACAUCAGUGAAGAUGUGUUCAGUGAAGCUGCUGGACUGCAGGAACCUGAUGAAGAUGAGAGUGAAGGUUGAAGUGAAACAGGAGAUUAAAGAAGAAAUCACUGCAGAGAAUCAACAGAGUGAUGAAGAUGAUGAUGAUUUUUUUCCUUCAAAGCUUAUGGAAGUGCAAGAGGAAAGUCAAGAACUGAAUGAAGUGGAGGAGAAACUUCAGGAUCAGAUACAUCUUGAUUUCACAACUGGAGAAAAAUCUCUGAGUGACUCAAAGACUGAGAAGAAUUCAACACGUAAAUGCCAGCCUGAAAUACACAUGAGAAUUCAUACGGGAGAGAGACCUUACACGUGCCAUCAGUGUGAAAAAAGUUUUGCAUAUGCAGGCCAACUCAAAGAUCAUCUCCUCUUGCACUCUGGAGAAAGACCAUUUGAAUGUGAUAUAUGUGGUAAAACAUUUGUUUUGAAUUCAGUCUUAAAACAACAUCUGAAACUGCACACAAAUGAGAAGCCUUACCAGUGUUCUUUUUGUGGAAAGAGUUUUACACUCCUGUCCUAUUUGAAAGAGCACCAGAAAAUACACACCGGCCUGAGAGCUCAUGUGUGCUUUGAAUGUGGGAAGACAUUUAUUAAAUCCAGUGACUUGAAACAGCACCACAGAAUGCAUACUGGAGAAAAACCCUACAAGUGUUCACACUGUGAAAAGACUUUCACCCGGACAGAAAACUUGAAAGCACACAAGAGAAUCCACACUGGAGAGAAACCUUACAAGUGCUCACACUGUGAAAAGAGUUUCAAUCAGACAAAAAACCUAAAAACACACAGGAGAAUCCAUGUUGGAGAGAAACCUUAUAAGUGCUCACUCUGUGGAAAGAGUUUCAAUCAGUCACAAAACCUGAAAACACAUGAGAGAAUCCAUUCUGGAGAGAAACCUUACAAGUGCUCACACUGUGAAAAGAGUUUCAAUCAGUCACAAAACCUGAAAACACACAAGAGAAUCCAUUCUGGAGACAAACCUUACAAGUGCUCGCACUGUGGAAAGAGUUUCACUUUGUUACAACACCUGAAAAAACAUGAGAGAAUUCAUACUGGAGAGAAACCUUACAAGUGUUCACACUGUGGAAAGAGUUUCACUUUGGUACAUCACCUGAAAAAACAUGAGAGAAUUCAUACUGGAGUGAAACCUUACAAGUGUUCACACUGUGGAAAGAGUUUCAGUAUGUCAAACAAUCUGAAAACACAUGAGAGAAUUCAUACUGGAGAGAAACCUUACAAAUGCUCACACUGUGAAAAUAGUUUCAGUGCCUCAAAAUACCUGAAUAAACACGUGAGAAUCCAUACUGGAGAAAAACCUUACAAGUGUUCACACUGUGGAAAGAGUUUCAGUAUGUCAAACAAUCUGAAAACACAUGAGAGAAUUCAUACUGGAGAGAAACCUUACAAACCAUUUGAAUGUGAUAUAUGUGGUAAAACAUUUGUUUUGAAUUCAGUCUUAAAACAACAUCUGAAACUGCACACAAAUGAGAAGCCUUACCAGUGUUCUUUUUGUGGAAAGAGUUUUACACUCCUGUCCUAUUUGAAAGAGCACCACAAAAUACACACCGGCCUGAGAGCUCAUGUGUGCUUUGAAUGUGGGAAGACAUUUAUUAAAUCCAGUGACUUGAAACAGCACCACAGAAUUCACACUGGAGAAAAACCCUACAAGUGUUCACACUGUGAAAAAACUUUCACCCGGUCAGAAAACUUGAAAGCACACAAGAGAAUCCACACUGGAGAGAAACCUUAUAAGUGCUCACACUGUGAAAGGAGUUUCACUCAAUCAAAAAACAUGAAAACACACAAGAGAAUCCAUACUGGAGAGAAACCUUACAAGUGCUCACACUGUGAAAAGAGAUUCACUCAGUCAAAAUACCUGAAAAUACAUGAGGAAAUUCAUACUGGAGAGAAACCUUACAAGUGCUCACUCUGUGGAAAGAGUUUCAGUGUCUCAAAAUACCUGAAAAAACACGAGAGAAUUCAUACUGGAGAGAAACCUUACAAGUGCUCACACUGUGGAAAGAGUUUCAGUGUGUCAAACAACCUGAAAACACAUGAGAGAGUUCAUACUGGAGAAAAACCUUACAAGUGUUCACUCUGUGGAAAGACUUUCACUCUUUUACACAACCUGAAAACACAUGAGAGAAUUCAUAGUGGAGAAAAACCAUACAUGUGCUCGCACUGUGGAAAGACAUUCACUUUGUUACAACAAAUGAAAAAACACGAGAGAAUCCAUACUGGAGUGAAACCUUACAAGUGUUCACACUGUGGAAAGAGUUUUGCUCAGUCAUACAACCUGAAAAAACACGAGAGAAUUCAUACUGAAGAAAAACCUUACAAGUGCUCACAGUGUGGAAAGACUUUCACUUUGGUACAACACUUAAAAAAACAUGAGAGAAUGCAUACUGGAGAGAAACCUUACAAGUGCUCACAGUGUGGAAAGACUUUCACUUCAGUACACCACUUGAAAAAACACGAGAGAAUUCAUACUGGAGUGAAACCAUACAAGUGCUCACAGUGUGGAAAGAGUUUCGCUGAAUCAUAUAAUCUGAAAAAGCAUGAGAGAAUCCAUACUGGAGAGAAACCUUACAAGUGCUCAUACUGUGAGAAGAGAUUCACUCAGUCAGAAAACUUGAAAACACACAAGAGAAUUCAUUCUGGAGAAAAACCUUACAAGUGCUCACACUGUGGAAAGACUUUCACUUCGGUACAACACCUGAAAAUACAUGAGAGAAUUCAUACUGGAGAGAAACCUUACAAGUGCUCACUUUGUGGAAAGAGUUUCAGUGCAUCAAAAUACCUGAAAAAACACGAGAGAGUUCAUACUGCUCAUGUUGGAGGAGUUUCAUCUUAGCAAGUCAUGUAGUUACUCAUAUGAAAAAGUGUUUUCCAAAGUAAUCACAGAGAGAUGUCCAUCUUCAGGUGCAAUGCUUCAAAUAAAUUGUUGAAAAUUCAAAUAAACAGCUGUACAAUGUCUUAAUGCUUCAGUCUUGAAACUGACUGGUUUCCAACCUGCUCUGCCUUCCAAAUGCAGCCUGUUUGUACUUGGGCUUGACCAGCCCUCACAGAGUGGACUGUCAAUUCCUUUAGCUCUAAGACCUGCCUGGUCUUCUCCUGCUCGUCGCCUAAGCAGAUGGCCUUUAGUGGCAGCUGUAAGGCACUUCUUCCAAACAACGCUACAUCUGAAACAAUGUGUCAAGCCCAGCCUCUUCGUGAUUUAACCGUUGGCCUUGUUAUCCAUCUUUGCCACUGCUGCUGCAGUGAUUUCACUCAUUUUUAGUGGCCACAUCAGAUGACAUUGCUAAACAUAACUUCAAGCAUUUAAAAUAAUUAUUCAAUAGCCAGUAAUUUUUUUUAUAUAUAUAAAAAUUGUUUCCUCAGUCUGACUUUGUGUCUUGUAUCAAGAAAUUGGCUUAAUUGUAGUUUAAGUGGUCAGUAAA
Molecule: messenger RNA, 5619 nt
Organism: Xyrauchen texanus (razorback sucker)
Lineage: Eukaryota; Metazoa; Chordata; Actinopteri; Cypriniformes; Catostomidae
Product: zinc finger protein 160-like
Exons: 10
Coding region: 72-5033 (1653 amino acids)
Biological process (GO): regulation of transcription by RNA polymerase II
Cellular component (GO): nucleus
Molecular function (GO): DNA-binding transcription factor activity, RNA polymerase II-specific; RNA polymerase II cis-regulatory region sequence-specific DNA binding
Source: RefSeq, a predicted model, not a curated record